Carassius gibelio (silver crucian carp) is the source of this 1482-nucleotide messenger RNA. RefSeq lists its product as uncharacterized. Gene Ontology annotation, molecular function: DNA binding. Bases 187 to 876 code for a protein of 229 amino acids. The transcript is spliced from 7 exons. The record is from RefSeq and is a predicted model, not a curated record. NCBI's taxonomy places the organism in Eukaryota, Metazoa, Chordata, Actinopteri, Cypriniformes, Cyprinidae.
ACCGAAACUACCCGCAUGUAAAUAUCACACACAGUUUUCAAGGCAAUGCUUACAGAACGCAUAACAGACUGAGAGUUUCGGUGAAGCUCUUCCUGUUAUCAAGUGUAAAAAAAAAAAAAAAGAAAAAAAAAGUUUCUGCCGAUAGUGAAUUCUGUUUAUUCAUUGAACUUCUUGCAUAAGGCAGUGAUGCCUCAGAUCACGUCAGGUGUGAUCAUGCAGCUGACGCUCCUGCUGUCAGCUCUACCUGCGCAGUAUCUCAUCUCCAAAUGGACGAGCGGCACCGAGACACAACGAUACAUCGCCACUCAGAGAAUACUUGACACAUGGGACUCCAUAAGAAAAUCUUACUUGAACACAGCUGCUUGGGUUGACUGGCUCAAUACCUGGAUUCCCAAACUACCGUACUUCAGAGAGGAAGAGGAGCAAUACCAAACUCUGGAAGAAACAAUGGCGGUUGAGCUGAUGAUGCAUGACAACGAGCACGGAUACUUUGCAGUGUCAAAGGAGGUGCGAAUCCCCAGGCCGGCAUAUGUGCUGCACCGUGUAGGCCAAGUUGUGAUGGAGACAGAGAAUAUGAUGGUGGGGGUGAUCAUGGGAUGGGAUGCAGGACUCAGAGCCCCACCAGAGUGGAUCAAGAGAAAGAAAUACUCAGACUCAGAGCUGGAGAGAGCCAAGGACACUCCUCAUUACAGAAUUGCGUUCAGUGGACCUGAUUCUUCAUCAGUACUGAUUGGAUACAUUCCGCAGUAUAAUGUCAAGCUCUUUCAAGGCUUUCAGCCGGACAUUCCUCGAUUCCUAGAGCACUACUUUUCACACUUCGAUGGGGAAAAGUUUGUUAUGGAAGAAUGGUUGCAAGAAAUCUACCCUGAUGACUGAAGGACUGAAACCUUGAGAGAGGUUUUAAAAACACUUUGAAAUGCUUGGAAACGUGCAUGAUGACUGCAACCCUUUAUUGACAGUAUUGGUUCUUUUUUAAGCAAUGGUUUUUUAAAGGUUUUUUUUUGGGGGGGGGGGGGGGGGGGGGUAUACAAAAAAGACAAAAGAAACAAGUAUGUUUAGAGAUAUAUCUUGUUUACAUACCCCAUACAUUGUGAACUGCAUGUAAAUAUAUGCUAGGCUAUGUUAAGCUGUUUUCCCAGGGCAGAACUAAAAAAACACAAUGCUAUAUUUAAUAUCACUUUUAUAUUUUUAAAAUAAGUCAUGUCUUGCACACUUUGCAAAAGAUAUGUAAAGUUGUGAGAAAAAUAACUGAUGUUAAAAAUCAAUUGUUCAAAUGAAUGUUUUAUAAUAUGCAGUUAAAUCAAAAUCCACCCAUGUUGAUCUGCCUCAGAUGAGUUCCAGAAAAUCAAUUAACUUAACUUGCAGUUAAUAUGAAAGGCUGUAGCCUAUUUAGAUGAGAAAAACAGAAGGAUUUGUUGUUUAAAACAGUAUUGAGCCAUUAAUACAAACAUGAUUUCUUAUUAAAGCCUAAUUUAUUUUAAA